This is a messenger RNA of Scutellospora calospora, 2589 nucleotides long. Lineage: Eukaryota; Fungi; Glomeromycota; Glomeromycetes; Diversisporales; Gigasporaceae. The record is from the annotation of a GenBank genome assembly.
CGACUUUGCCAAGAACUCAUAUUUCAACAACUGAUCAAAUUCAUCGUCCUACGGCUGGCGCUUUUGGUACACAACACGCGAAUCUCGAUACUUCUGCCUUCAUUUAUACAUGGAAUGACAAAGUAAUCGAAAUCCGUUAUAAGCGUGAUUUCAAAUUAUAUGAUACAUUCGACUUGAGGAAGUACAAUUAUGAGCAAAAAUGUAAUCCGCUAAAACCGAAAGACGAAGGAUACCUUCGUGAGAUUGUGAGAGUAACCGAUUGUAUAGUCGGAACAAAGUGCUUGUUAAUAUGCACGCGGACUACCAAGUCAGAAUAUAGAUUUCUAUUGUACAAUAUAUAUGAGAGGAUCGCACAUACUUUACCGAUGAGCUUGGACAAAUUGAUCCCUACAAUAAAUGACGUUGUAUUUUCUGAGAAGAUAUUGCAUAGCGAUGAUGAAAACCAAAAAUUAAAUCAAGCACGUACAACUGCAUCAGCAUCUUAUUUAAUCGUUAUUGCUUCUGCUAUUGGAAUAUCUUUAUAUCGAUUAUUACCCCCUGAGGAGGGAUUUUGUUCAAAAUUUCGAGUGAUUGAAGAGCAUUAUCAGCAGUUAUAUACUAGAGAACCUGUAUCAGCAGUGAAUGUAUAUGUAUCGUCACAUCAACUUCAUGGCACUAAUGACAUUCCGUUCAUAAUCGCAGGUGGCAUGCGGGGGCUUAUCGAAAUAUUUAGUUAUGAAUUUGAUCUGAAAAUACAACAGAUUCAAUCAAUAGAACCUCCGGUGUCAUUAGCACCGAUUACCCAUAUAAUUUCACGUCCUCCUCAUGCAGAUAACAAAGGACUAAUCAUUGUCGGACAUGGUGGUCUUGAUCCAGCAUUGAAUGAUGAUUUCAUAGAACAGAUUGAUCCGAAACCAAUAAUCAGGUUCUUCAAAACGUCCUUUGGCUUUGGUGAUCGGUCGUGUCAAGAAUUUGAACAAAGUUUUGAAGGUCGUCCAGAUUUGAAUGUUAUCAAAGGAAGAAUUGUUGCCAUUACAUCCACUGCUGACGGUAUUGAUUACACCUUAUGUGUCGCAUUAGAAUCCAUUUAUUUGGAAAAAGACGCUAAUGAUGGCCCAGAGCUCGCAAUAUUUAAAAUUGAAGGUGCUCAAACAAUUUCUCUUAUAUGUUGGGAAAAUAUUUCUGCAUUAUGCAAUUCGUUACCAGUAUUGGAUAUUGAUGCACCUAUACGCUAUGCUAGGUGUGAAAUCCUUUUGCCGGAUAGAACGGUCUUUUUUGAUCCAAAUAUUAAAACACAAUAUGAAGUACCCUAUGACCUGAAACCGUCAUUCACCGAGUGGUUUGACAAAGCUGAAUUUAUAAAAUUUACUCCCUAUGCCUCAAUUACAUUUAAUGGUAUUCGAUCUCGACGUAACCAAAUGGAUGGAGAACUCAUUUUUGAUAUGUUACUUCAAUUUGUGAACAUCGACCCAGAGUCUUAUCCUCCGCUUGAUAUAGAAGCAUUGAAAACUUUGUUUGAUGAGAUAUUAAAAAGCAAUGAUAUUGACAUGUUAAGGAAGCAUUGUCUUGUAUAUUAUCUUUUAAAAGAUUGGCAAGCUUUUAGUAAAAGGCAUCAAAAAUAUGCAGCCAGAUAUUUAAUCCCACCAAAUUUUUUGUGUCUUAUGGACGGGUAUUGGGCUUUAGAUCAUUGGCAAUUCGCAGAAGCCAUUAGAUUUUUAACUGAGCCAACGGUCACUGUGGAUUGGGAUAUAAAAGUUAUGCAAGUAUUGUUGAAACAUGUGGGCCCAUACGAUGCGUUAAAGUAUACAAAUCUUAACAGCACUCAGGAAAAGUCACCAGAAAAUAUAGAGAUAUAUAUGGAAAUUCUAUUGCAGUGCGAUAUAUGUGAAGCCUUACUUUUUCAACGACAGCAUAGGACUCACGCUGAUGAUUUAGCGUUAUUCAAAAAGUUAUUAGACUUCUGCUUCCUUCCAAAACCUGAUGCGGAUAGGUUAAAUACAUUGUUAAAUACUGUGAUGGAUGAGAAUGAAUGUGCAUUUUUAAAGAAAUAUUGCGAAAGCGAUGACCAGGAGACGCGAAAACACUUUUUAAUUAUGUAUAAUAUUCAUCAUGGAAAUAUUAUUGAAUCUAUUAAAGAAAAUGAGUUGUUGAGGCGACAGAGCGAAGGCGGUGGAAGUGGAACAGUAAGCACCCACAUGCGGAAUAAAUAUAUUGGAAGCAUUAUGGAGACUCUACCUCCAAUGCAACUAAAAGAAAUUUCUAUGGAAGUCGAUAAAGCUUUAAGCAGCGAUAAAAGAAUAAAUAACCUUAGUGUAACAAAAUUUAUUGAACUGGAUGAAAUGAUGAAACAAGAAACACAAAUAAUUCAUUCUCCAAUAUUGUCCUUUCAGCCAUCUGUGCGGGAUUCGACACAACUUUCUCCAGAAAGACAAAGAACAACACCACCGUCAAACAUUGAUACCCCAGUUUUGACAGAUCAUUCUCCUUUUACGUCGCCUCAGAAUGAUCGUACUCCGGUGAAACAAGAACCAUCAUCAGGAAAGCGAAAGAGUCGAUCUAUAACUACUCCUACUCCUACUCGUACAAUAAUUACUCGAAGCAUGGCUAAGA